AUGAACGGAGUGAACGGAGACUUUGACGGCGUCAUCCUGAAGAAGAAGCCGCAGUCCGAGGUGAGUGCCCGUGUCCUACCUCGAGUCUCAAAAUUGUAUCACAUGGCGGGAACACAGGCGUGACGGAAGAGGAGGAAGCGAAUGACGAUUGAAGAUGUUGAAGGACACCUGAAGAGUCUUGCCUCUCGACAACGCCGUUGAAGGACUCUGACGAAGGCACAAAAGCUAACUCGCAUGGAGAUGAAUUCUCAGGAUGUCGAGAAGGCUCUCCAAGCCUACGCCUCUAAGGACGGCAUGUCAGUCCAGGAACUCCUCGACCCAACCAAGAACGCAACGGGAGGUCUGACCUACAACGACUUCCUCCUGUUGCCUGGCUACAUUGGAUUCCCAGCGUCCAGCGUUGACCUCACCUCACGACUUACUCGCAAGAUCUCCCUCAAGACGCCAUUGACCUCUUCGCCCAUGGACACCGUCACCGAGCACAACAUGGCUAUCCACAUGGCAUUACUGGGAGGUGUCGGUGUCAUUCAUCACAACUGCUCGAUUGAGCAACAGGCAGAGAUGGUUAGAAAGGUUAAGAGAUUCGAGAACGGGUUCAUCACGGACCCAAUUGUCAUUUCGCCAGAGACCACUGUCGCCGAGGCCAUCGCGCUCAAGGACAAAUGGGGUUUCGGCGGAUUUCCAGUUACCGGUACGCAAUAUCACUUCCCCAAACUACUUCUACCCUAUUUGCAUGAUGUCAAUCUUUAUUUAACUUUCGUUCAACCGCUACGCUCUUGCGCCAUCGUGCCUCGAGUACUGUGGACAUAUCAACCCUCUGAUCCUCAAAAACACGAGUCUCCAUCCGUCAACGAUUAGAUGGUCAAGCGCAGUACUGACAUGCGAUUUGCAGAGAACGGAAACCUGCGAUCAAAGCUCCUCGGCAUUGUAACCCCGAGAGACACCCAAUUCCACUCCAACCACAGCUCCCCAGUAACCGAGAUCAUGUCGAAAGACCUGGUUACUGCUCGGGAAGGUAUCGAUUUGCAAGAGGCGAACAAUAUCUUGAGCAGAAGUAAGAAAGGCAAGCUUCCAAUCGUAGACGGACAAGGGAACUUGGUCUCUCUUCUUUCUCGAAAGGAUCUGCUGAAGAAUCUGAACUUCCCUUUGGCCACGAAGGUACCUGGUACGAAGCAGCUUCUCUCUGCAGCCGCCAUCGGAACACGAGAGAACGACAAGGAACGAUUGGCAGCCCUUGUCGACGCAGGUCUGGACGUUGUUAUACUGGACUCUUCUCAAGGCAACUCCAUUUACCAACUCCAGAUGGUGCGCUGGAUCAAGGAGAAGUUUCCUAACCUUCAAGUCAUUGGUGGUAAUGUCGUCACCCGAGACCAAGCCGCUUCUUUGAUCAAGGCUGGUGUUGACGGCCUACGUAUCGGUAUGGGCGCAGGAUCUGCAUGUAUCACACAGGAAGUCAUGGCUGUUGGACGGCCCCAGGCAACUUCCGUCUUCCGAGUGACAGAAUUUGCCAGCAAGUUUGGCGUCCCCUGCAUCGCUGAUGGAGGUAUUCAAAACGUCGGUCACAUCGUCAAGGCUCUCUCACUCGGUGCUAGCACUGUCAUGAUGGGCGGUCUUCUCGCCGCUACCACCGAGUCCCCCGGCGCUUACGUCGUCGGCCCUGACGGUCAACUUCGGAAGACCUAUCGAGGUAUGGGAUCCAUUGAUGCCAUGGAAGACAAGAAGGCCGGCGGCGCAGGCGACAAGACAAACAACACUGCUAAGAAUGCCGGUACUGCACGCUACUUCUCCGAGGGUGACAAGCUUCUCGUCGCUCAGGGCGUGUCUGGCAGCGUUCUGGACCGUGGGUCUGUCACGAAGUUCAUUCCGUAUCUCCUCGCUGGAGUACAGCAUUCACUACAAGACAUCGGCGUGGAGUCUCUUCAUAAGCUGCAUGAGGGUGUCAUCAGCGGUGAUGUGCGAUUUGAGUUCCGCACUGCCAGCGCGCAGGCAGAGGGCAACGUGCACGGCAUGAUUGGUGUGGAGAAGAAGCUGUACAGCUAA
Messenger RNA from Lecanosticta acicola, 2040 nucleotides. The record is from the annotation of a GenBank genome assembly. NCBI's taxonomy places the organism in Eukaryota, Fungi, Ascomycota, Dothideomycetes, Mycosphaerellales, Mycosphaerellaceae.